AUGGAGAUGCAAUCCUAUUAUGCCAAGCUCUUGGGGGAGUUGAAUGAACAGCGCAAGAGGGACUUUUUCUGUGACUGCAGCAUCAUUGUGGAGGGGCGGAUCUUCAAGGCCCACAGGAACAUUUUAUUUGCCAACAGCGGCUACUUCCGAGCCCUGCUCAUUCACUAUAUCCAAGACAGUGGGCGGCACAGCACUGCCUCCUUGGAUAUUGUCACCUCUGAUGCCUUCUCCACCAUCUUAGACUUUCUUUAUUCUGGAAAGUUGGAUUUGUGUGGUGAGAAUGUAAUUGAAGUUAUGUCAGCUGCCAGCUACCUGCAGAUGAACGAUGUGGUGAACUUCUGCAAGACAUACAUCAGGUCAUCCCUUGAUAUUUGCCGCAAGAUGGAGAAGGAGGCGGCAGUAGCUGCAGCGGUGGCGGCAGCAGCGGCGGCAGCAGCAGCGGCUCAUCAGAUGGACAGUGGAAGCCCUAGUUCAGGCGGGGAAGUAACCUCCUGUGGUACUAAGAGUUUGGUCUCCUCUCCGGCCCAGGAAGAAGAGAGUGUGGACUGUCCAAGAGCAUCCCCUUGCGGUGACUGUGGAGGCUGCCACCCUUUGGAGCUGGUGGUGAAAGACAACCAGGGUGGUGGUAGCUCAGCUGUCAGUGACCUUCCUACUCCACCCAAACGGAUAGAGCCCAAGGUGGAGUUUGAUGCCGAUGAGGCGGAGGUGGAGGUUGGUGAGCAGCUGCAGCAGUACGCUGCCCCACUGAGCCUGGCUCAAAUGGAGGAGGGCUUGCCCAGCGGCCAGGCCGUUGACUUAGCUUAUAGUAACUACCACGUGAAGCAGUUCCUGGAGGCACUCUUGUGCAACAGUGCUGUCCAGAGCAAAUAUGAUGUGAACCAUCACUUUUCUCCAACUUUGGAGGCAAGACCAGAUGGUGCAGGAGUAGCCAUGAGUUCCAUGAUGGAUGUCCAGACUGACUGGUAUGGAGAGGACUCAGGCGAUGUAUUGGUGGUCCCCAUCAAGCUCCACAAGUGUCCUUUCUGUCCUUACACUGCCAAACAGAAGGGCAUCCUUAAGCGGCACAUCCGCUCACACACGGGCGAGCGGCCAUACCCCUGUGAGACCUGUGGCAAGAGGUUCACUCGUCAGGAGCACCUGCGGAGUCAUGCCCUGAGUGUCCACAGAUCCAACCGUCCAAUCAUCUGCAAGGGCUGCAGAAGAACCUUCACGAGUCAGCUGUCGCAGGGGCUGCGGCGCUUUGGGCUAUGUGACAGCUGCACCUGUGUUACAGGCACACACGACGAUGAUGACGACUUGAUGCCCAUCAACCUCAGCCUGGUGGAGGCUUCCUCAGAAAGCCAAGAGAAGAGCGAUACAGACAAUGACUGGCCCAUCUACGUGGAGUCUGGUGAGGAAAACGACCCUGCCAGAGAUGAUUCCGAUGACAAAUCACAAAUUCGACCCAGCUUCUCGGAUCGAGAGACACUUACGUAGCAAUCAAUUGGCAGGAAAGAAGUUUCAGAAUUUGUUACUGCCCAUUCCGUGGUUGAAAGUCACCCAUUUGUGCAAUUUUGUGGAACCCUGAGAGGAGCGCUUUUUUGCUGUUAUUAUAAUGUUUGGAUCUUUGUUAGACUACAUAGUGGUAGUUGGAUUUUGUAACUCGAAGGACUAAUAACUUUUUCGUAUGGUGCCCUGGGCUUCUGAGGACUUCUCCGGCGUUUCCUUAAUUCUGAGUGAAUUAAGGCUGGCGCUGAGGCUUCCUGGUUUUCUUGCUGUGCACCCAAAUUCUAGUUAAAAGAGAGAUGAGAGAAUCUCCACCCUCUUUUCUCUGAAAAGGUGGGCAAGAGUAUAUUACGUUUUGGGGUCCAUCUUAUAUUUGCCAAACCUCUCCUAAUGAAUUCUGUGUUUUAAUUUUCUGAUGAAGUGUUAGACAAAAAGCUUCGUUGAUACCAGGCACGCAGGGCUGGCUGGCUACAGGUUGGUAAAAGGUACUCCCUCACGCUACAACUACGCUUUUAAAGGCUGGGGUACUUACGUACAGAUAAGCGUGGAAUCCAACUGAAAGGUUCUUUAGAGCACCCUGAUUUGCAGAGUUGAAUUAAAUUUUGAGUAGCCUUGGGAAAGGAGCCUGUGAGCCCAGGUCUGGAUGGCCUCCCUGUCCGGUUUGGUAUUUGACUUCUGUACACACGAAUAACCUGUUCUGUGAUCAUAAAACAAGUCAUCUGGCCAAAACCCAAAAUGCACCACUCUACUUUUUUUCCAGCCAUUUCCAAGAGCCAAUACUGUGUAAUCUGAAAUGUAACUGCCAUUUCUUUUACUUGGUUUAUAAAGAGAACCUUGUGGAGCGUAAG
Loxodonta africana (African savanna elephant) is the source of this 2333-nucleotide messenger RNA. RefSeq names its product zinc finger and BTB domain containing 8B (gene ZBTB8B). The coding region runs from base 1 to 1476 and encodes 491 amino acids. Lineage: Eukaryota; Metazoa; Chordata; Mammalia; Proboscidea; Elephantidae. The record is from RefSeq and is a predicted model, not a curated record. Gene Ontology annotation, molecular function: DNA-binding transcription factor activity, RNA polymerase II-specific; RNA polymerase II cis-regulatory region sequence-specific DNA binding; protein binding. The transcript has 3 exons. Gene Ontology annotation, biological process: regulation of transcription by RNA polymerase II.